Volvox carteri f. nagariensis is the source of this 228-nucleotide messenger RNA. RefSeq lists its product as uncharacterized. The transcript has a single exon. Bases 1 to 228 code for a protein of 75 amino acids. The record is from RefSeq and is a predicted model, not a curated record. NCBI's taxonomy places the organism in Eukaryota, Viridiplantae, Chlorophyta, Chlorophyceae, Chlamydomonadales, Volvocaceae.
AUGCUACUACUUCCAGUUUGGACUCUGCAAGCUACACUGGUGGCCUUGUCAGUAGUAGCAUCAACCAUGAUGGCAGUACAACGAGUUCGGCUGAUAGCAGCGGCAGCCUGUACAGCAGCAGCAGCAGCAGCCUCUCCAGCAGCAGCAACAGCCUGUACAGCGGCAGCAGCAGCAACAGCCUGUACAGCAGCAGCAGUAGUAGUGGCAGCAGUAGAAGCAAUGACCUGA